AUGAAGGUUUUUGAGCGUGUGCUGGAAGCUCGUCUGAGGAAAACUGUUGGCGUUUCACUCAACCAGUGCGGCUUUGUGAAGGACCGCAGCACUAUAGAUGCUAUCCGUGCUGUCCGAAUCCUCCUGGAGAAACAUCGAGAGGAGAAUCGCAGUGUGCAUCUUGCUUUUCUCGAUCUCGAGAAAGCUUUCGACCGUGUCCCACAUGAGCCGUUAAGAAUGUUCAUGAGGUCGCAUAGAGUACCAGAAGAAUAUGUGCGGUGGACGAAGCUGCUUUAUGCGAAGCCUACCAGCGUUGUACGAUGUGCUGCUGGAACAAGCAGGUCAUUCCCUGUACAAGUACGGGUUCAUCAGGAAGCAGCAUCCGUGACUCUACUCUUUGCCGACGAUGUCAUGCUUGCGUUGGAGUCUCGAGAUGAUCUUCAGAAACAAGUACAUUCUUGGAAGGAUCAGCUGCAGCAAUAUGGAUUGCACCUCAACACAUCGAAAACUGAGUACAUGGAGUGCGGACCAAGGAUAGAGGAUGGUUAA
Messenger RNA from Necator americanus (New World hookworm), 528 nucleotides. RefSeq lists its product as uncharacterized. The record is from RefSeq and is a predicted model, not a curated record. The coding region runs from base 1 to 528 and encodes 175 amino acids. The transcript has 2 exons. NCBI's taxonomy places the organism in Eukaryota, Metazoa, Nematoda, Chromadorea, Rhabditida, Ancylostomatidae.